Molecule: messenger RNA, 5414 nt
Organism: Callorhinus ursinus (northern fur seal)
Lineage: Eukaryota; Metazoa; Chordata; Mammalia; Carnivora; Otariidae
Gene: RASGEF1A
Product: RasGEF domain family member 1A
Biological process (GO): Ras protein signal transduction
Cellular component (GO): plasma membrane
Molecular function (GO): guanyl-nucleotide exchange factor activity
Source: RefSeq, a predicted model, not a curated record
AUGUGGGGGUGGAUGGCCACGUGUUUCCGGGCAUUUAUGUAAACUUAUAUUGAUGUCAUUGAAAAAAUGGGCAAUAUGGGAUCUUGUGCAGUUGGGGAGUCCAGUUAUGGGGUCCUCAGCCCAGAUGCUCCCUGAGCCGAAGGGAUGGGCCUCUCCUGGCAGCUUCUCCCUGUGGCCCGCUGGGCUGGGCAGGGUGUGGGUGGGGUGCACUGGAGGCCUGAGACCCCCAUGGGGGUGAGGAGCCUUGGGGGAGGAGCAGGGUGAUGACUUCUGGGCUGGCCACGGGCAGGUGGCUGCCAAAGACACAGGGACUUGAGCAGCCUCAGACGCCGCCCCCCCUCCACCCCCGACAGCUUGCUAAGGCACAGAUCACGGGCCGCGCCUGAGUUUCUGACUUGGCAGGUCUGGGGCAGGGCCUGAGAAUGUGCAUUCUGCCAUGUGUUGAGGGGUGUGUUCUGGGAGUCUGAAGCCCCAUCCCAAGUGGGGCAGCUGAGCCUGGGGACCAAGGGCAUGUCAAUCCCUCGGGCUUUCCUUGAGCUCUUACUCUCCUUACAGAGGACUUUUUUGAGAAUCCUAAGGCAACCUUCAGGUGUCUGGCACGUUAAGCCCGCGUUAUUUGGGCCAAGGGCCCUUUUCCCCUCAUGCGAGGCUCAGCUGAUAUGCUGUGGGGUGGGAGUCGGAUCUGCCUGUGUAGACCUUGGAGCGCACUGGUCCUGGGCCCUCUCAUGACUAAAAUAAUCGUGACUGCUGUUUGCUCGCACAGUGGGAAAACUGAGGCCACACGGGCUCAGAAGCUUGCGCCAGCUUGGGUCUUCUGGGCUGGGAGCAGCCACGGCAGGGGUGUAUAUGGGGCGAUCUCCACCUCUGGGGAGGCAGGGCCUCACGGCUGCCUGGGGAGGCUGGUGCGGGGCGGUGGUGCCUGCUGGCCGGUGCCGGCCGGAGCACAGGAAGGCCCCGCUCCUCCACUCUGACCUAGACCUGCCUGCCCUCUAAGCGGGCAGACGGUGCGACUGGUCAAGCCAGCAGCUUGGGCCACUCUGGCUGCAGGAGGAAGAGCACGCACGUGGGCACUAGAGGCCUCGGGCUGCAAAUGUGCCUCACUUGUCCCCACGCGGCACCUCCCAGGCUCUCCCAGCUGCCGCGGGCAAUGGGAAACUGAGGCACAGGAGGGCUGCAGACUCCCCUAGACCUCAGGAGGACUUCCAGGAGGCUCUGCUGCUGUGUGAGGCCAGGCCAGGCCCCUGUGGACGGCCCCAGCUCUGGGAGCACUGAGCACCCCCCAGACUGCUGUCUGACAUGUCAGUCUAAUAGGCAUUUCAAAUUCAGCAUGUCCAAAAGCAAGUUCCAGAUCUUGCCCCAAACCCCGCCCUCAUGUUCUUCCCCAUGCUAGUCAAUCACUCAGGCCCAAGAGCAUCCUUCACAGCAUCCGGAGUCGACCCUGCUCCCCUCCUCUGCUACCACCUGACCUGAGCAGUCUCUUCCUGGGUUAUGACAAAAUCCACCAAUUGGUUUUCAGAUCCUCCCUUGCUGGGUCUCCACACAGUAGAAAUAGUGACCAUCACCCUGAGUCAGGUCAUUCUUGUGCUCGGAGUCCCCCUGCCUCCUGUCUCACUCAGAGGAAGAGCACAUGGCUCCCUAGCCCCCAGGUGUGCAUAGUCUGGUUUGUUACUCCUCAGAUAGUUCUCUCUGCUUCUUCCCUCCAGUAUACACUGGCCUUAGGACCUUGGCACCUGCUAUCCCUUAUGCCUAGAAUGUUCCUUUCUCAUUCCAGGAUGCUCCAUGACUAACACCAUCAGUCUAUUCCAAUGGUAUCUUAGCUGAGGCUGCCUUGACCACCCCUACAUUGCUUCGUGUUCUCCUCCUCCAUAGGUUCUCUUCUUCCACUGGAAUGUAACCCCAGGGGCAGGGUUUUGUGUGUCUAGGCUCCAGGAAUGAGGCCUCGUAUGCACAGAGCAUGUUUUGAAGAAACAUUUAUCAGACACCGGUGGCUGCAGGCCAAGGAGUCUGCCUGCCCACCCGAGCUGAGCCCUAAUGCCCACCCUUGGGUGGGGUGCCCCUCCUGGCCCUGCUGGGGCUCGCACUGUACACCUGUACACACUCAGGAUGCAGGCUGGCCUGGGAGGAGGAGGGCCUGGGAGGGGGGCCUGGCGGCUGGGCCUCUGAUGCCUUUUUCUUCUUCCCAGGAAACUAUGCCCCAGACGUCCAUUGUCUUCUCCAGCAUACUCGGGUCCAGCUGUAGUGGACAGGUGCAGCCCGGCAUGGGGGAGCGAGGAAGCGUGGCUGGCAGCUCAGGGGACCUCAUCUUCCAAGAGGGACGCCUCAUCUCUGGGUCCCUGGAGGCCUUGAUGGAGCACCUGGUCCCCACAGUGGACUAUUACCCGGAUAGGACAUACAUCUUUACAUUUCUCUUGAGCUCCCGGGUCUUCAUCCCCCCUCAUGACCUGCUGGCCCGUGUGGGGCAGAUCUGCCUGGAGCGGAGGCAGCAGCUGGAGACGGGGUCUGAGAAGGCUAAGCUGAAGUCCUUCUCAGCCAAGAUUGUACAGCUGUUAAAGGAAUGGACGGAGGCCUUCCCCUACGACUUCCAGGAUGAGAAGGCCAUGGCCGAACUGAAGGUCAUCACCCACCGGGUCACACAGUGUGAUGAGGAGAACGGCACAGUGAAGAAGGCCAUUGCCCAAAUGACACAGAGCCUGCUGCUGUCCCUAGCUGCCCGAAACCAGCUUCAGGAGCUGCGGGAGAAGCUCCGCUCACCAGCCAUGGACAAAGGGUCUGUCCUCAAGGCUAAGCCGCCAGCCACUCAGAAGGACAUCCUGGGCGUGUGCUGCGACCCCUUGGUGCUGGCUCAGCAGCUGACGCAUAUUGAGCUGGAGAGGGUCAGCAGCAUUCACCCUGAGGACCUGAUGCAGAUUGUCAGCCACAUGGACUCUCGGGACAAGCACAGGUGCCGAGGGGACCUGACCAAGACCUAUAGCCUGGAGGCCUAUGACAACUGGUUCAACUGCCUUAGCAUGUUAGUGGCCACCGAGGUGUGCCGGGUGGUGAAGAAGAAGCACCGGACCCGCAUGCUAGAGUUCUUUAUUGAUGUGGCCCGGGAGUGCUUCAACAUCGGGAAUUUCAACUCCAUGAUGGCCAUCAUCUCUGGCAUGAACCUCAGUCCUGUGGCGAGGCUGAAGAAAACGUGGUCCAAAGUCAAGACGGCCAAGUUUGACGUCUUGGAGCACCACAUGGACCCAUCCAGCAACUUCUGCAACUACCGCACCGCCCUGCAGGGGGCCACACAAAGGUCCCAGAUGGCCAACAGCAGCCGAGAGAAGAUUGUUAUCCCUGUAUUCAACCUUUUCGUUAAGGACAUUUACUUCUUGCACAAAAUCCAUACCAACCACCUGCCCAAUGGGCAUGUUAACUUCAAGAAAUUUUGGGAGAUCUCCAGACAGAUCCAUGAGUUCAUGACAUGGACUCAGGUAGAGUGUCCCUUCGAGAAGGAAAAGAAGAUUCAGAAUUACCUGCUCACAGCACCCAUCUACAGCGAGGAAGCUCUCUUCAUCGCCUCCUUUGAAAGUGAAGGUCCUGAAAACCACAUGGAAAAAGAUAGCUGGAAGACUCUCAGGACCACUCUCCUUAACAGAGCCUGAAGGCACGGAUGCAGCCUGCCGACGCUGGAUGAAGCACACACAUGCACUGAGUUUUAAUCUUGAUUGAUAAGGGUUGAGAUGAGGAGGCCUCACUGGUUGGGGUCCAUUUUGUAUAUAACUUUUAUGAAAAAAAAAAUUAUUUCAUGCAUCAACCUUUGGCACUUAACAAAGUUUUGUUUUGUUUUUUUUUUUGGUUGUUUAUUUUAAAUAACAGGGCAGGGCCCUGCUUCGGGGAGGGGUGGGGAAAGAGUAUCAUGGGAGAUGGCAUCCAUGAUAACAUCUUAUUCUAAUGAAAUGUAGAUUUUUAUUUUCUACUUUUGAUUAUUAACAUCUUAUGAAAAAAUAUUAAAAAAAAAAAAACCCAACCAAAACCAAUGUGAGCCCUGCCUGCUUGGACGCCCUUCUAGCCAGUGUCUCUGAUGUCGGGGUUAGUGCCUUAGAGAGUACUGGAGGGCCGGUCUCCCACUCCGUUCUUUUAGCCCUCAGGCAGCCAGUGCCGCCGGGGAAAUGCCAGGAAAGCUCUGCCCUGGGCCACAAGGCACCUGCCCUCAAAGCCUAGGCCAGAGAGGUUCCAGUAAGAAGGGCUUGGCUGGCCAGGGGGCCUCAUUUGCAUACUUCUAGAAGCAAACCUUGAGUACAGGCUUUCCAACGUUUACAUUUUCAUUUUCCUUUAUCAGGGAUUUAGGGGAUUGGGGAGGGGCAGGGGGAUACCGGGCAGCAUAUUUUCUGUUGGACUAUGUCUGGCAAAUUGUUCAACUACAUUUUAGGAAAAGAGAAAAUCUAAAAUAAUAUAGGGGGAAGGUGAUGGAAUUGUCUGUUUUCCAGGCUGUAACAGGUACACUGAGCUGUAAUGAGCAUAUGAGGAUGGGGACAUUUAACGCAGUUCUUCAAACUCCACUACAAAGUGAAAAGAAGCAACUCACAAAUUGGUAUUCUAGUGGACAGCCUCCUCUGUUCCUCUAGGUUGGGGGGCUCCCCUAAGGGAAUCUGAAACAGAAAAUUAGCCAGACCAGACUGCUGGAGCCCACUCACAUAAAACUGCCCAGCAUUUGGAGGUAUUUUUCACAUCCAAACUUGAGGAGUACACUCCCAUUUUCUGUCUUUCUGGCUGUGGGAUGGCAAGUCCUGGUCCCUCAAAAGCCAGAGGUGGGCCAUCGCUCUGACUCUCUCUUCCUCACAGUGGGGCUUUCAUUCUGCACAAGCAGAUUUGGAGUUACGCACCCUUGUUGCUCUCUGCACGCCUGGCUUCCUCCCACAGGAGCCUGCAGUUAGUUGCUAAUUCCCAAAGCUCCUAGGAGAGCCUGGAGAUGUGGAGGUGAGGCCUCAGGAAGGGGUGGCUCCAGGAUCCACUGCUGACGGUGCCCUCAGCCCUGGGUGGAGCAAGAAUAUUUACACUGUAUUGUCACAGUGUUUUCGCACUUUUCAGACAUUCUAGAUAGUACAUAUUGUAUCUUGAUAGGACAUAUUGCUUUGUUUAUGUAUUUGAGACAAAGAAAGGCUAAAAACUUGAGAAUAUAUAUUUGGAAUACAAUGUUAGAACACUUUCCGUCUUGCGUUAAGGAGCUUUCAUGUCAGUGUGCAUUUCACUGGAUCAUCAGUUCUAGUACCUACGGGAUACAGUAUCUAUGUUUGCUACUUUAUUUUCCCAAUUUGAUACACACCCUAUGAUGUUUUGGUAUUUUGAGAUGAACUCUGAGUACAAAGCUGUACCAUAAUGCAGGAUGUCAGUUGUUGGUGUUACUGGACCUACUUGCAUCAAUAAAAGAACAUGUUGCUCCCCUU